Vicia villosa (hairy vetch) is the source of this 1293-nucleotide messenger RNA. RefSeq lists its product as uncharacterized. The transcript is spliced from 2 exons. NCBI's taxonomy places the organism in Eukaryota, Viridiplantae, Streptophyta, Magnoliopsida, Fabales, Fabaceae. The record is from RefSeq and is a predicted model, not a curated record. Bases 1 to 1293 code for a protein of 430 amino acids.
AUGGGAAUCAAAGUUCGUAAACCUUUCUGCCUCAGCUUUAACGGAGUACCUACAUCUCUGAAGAUUCUUUGUGAUAAUGUUUCUGGUGCUUUUGUGCUUUCCGAGUCUCUUAAUAGAUUAAUCAGCCUGAUAUGGACCAAAGUGGGUGAAACGCUCCUCAACAUAAUGAUCCGGUUUUAUGAUCCUCUCCUUCAUUACUUUACUUAUAGGGACUUUCAGUUGGUUCCCACAUUAGAGGAAUUUUCAUCUAUACUAGGAUUACCUGUGCUUGAUCAGAUGUCCUACACUGGUGAAGAAGAGAUUCCUAAGUUGGAAGAUGUUGCUGCUGCAUUGCAUUUGCCUCGAUCAGAAAUUAAAAAGGAUUGGGUGAACAAAGGAGACUACACUGGUUUGCCUAUUGACUUCUUGUAUAGUCAAGCUGAAAUCUUGAUUAAUGCUGCAAGUAUGGAUGCUCUUGAAAAAGUCCUCGCUCUCCUGAUCUAUGGGCAAGUCUUAUUUCCUCGUUACGACAAAAUUGUAGAUGUGAUUGCCACUAAGAUCUUCAUCAUCAAUAAUCCCGUUCCUACCUUAUUAGGUGACUUGUUGCAUUCCAUCCAUCAUCGAUCAACUAAAGGAAAAGGUUGCGUUCUUGGAUGUGCACCUCUUCUACAUAAGUGGUUUAUUUCUCACUUACCCCGUUCCGUAAUAAAGAAUGAAGAACGUGAGACUUGGGUUCAAAGAAUCAUGAGGAUUUCGUACGAUGAUAUCAUUUGGAACCAAAAAGAGUUUGGAGGAACCCAUUUGUUUGAUAGCUGUGGAGAUUUCCCAAAUGUACCUCUUCUUGGUACCCGAGGAGGAAUAACUUAUAAUCCCAUAUUAGCCCGACAAAAGUUUGGUUUCGCUUUGAAAGACAAGCCUCGCUCCAUAUACCUUAGCGCGAAAAAUUUUGAUUAUGAUUCAGAUACAACCGGAAAGAAGAAGUUGUUUAUUAGAGCUUGGUCCAAGGUAAAGUGGAUUUAUGAUCGAGUUGUUGAGUAUUGUAUGCCAUAUCCAUCUGAUAUCCCUGUUGUGCCAAGGGUUACCCCUCCGGUCAUUCCAGUGGUUUUGGAGCCUUAUGUUCCCGCUCCAAAUGAAGACCUUGCUGCUAUCGUUGCUUCUUUAAGAAGAGAAAAGGAUGAUCUUGAAAAGCGCUUACGUGAGGUUGAGGCUGAAAAAGUAGUGUUAGUGGCCGAUGCCAAAGAGCGAGAUGGUAUGCUUGACCAUUUCUCCCGUAAAUGGAAGAUUGAGGAUUUUGUCUCUCCAAAACAGAUAUAA